This is a messenger RNA of Paramuricea clavata, 2724 nucleotides long. Lineage: Eukaryota; Metazoa; Cnidaria; Anthozoa; Malacalcyonacea; Plexauridae. The record is from the annotation of a GenBank genome assembly.
AUGAAAAAGAAAGAUCAUCACUGCUAUAUUAAACCGGUUAAGGAGCAUAAAAAUGAAUCACGGCCCACUUUGUAUUUCUAUGAUUUUGAAACGCGUGUAGAUGAGGGUGAUAUCUAUAUGAUACCUUUUUAUUGCGUCGUACAAAAAGUAUGUGAUGUUUGUGACGAAAAACCGUUUGUGAAAAAUUAUGAACAUUUUCUACCACAUCCUAGUGAGUCGUUUACCGAUAUUUCAAUUGAACCGGUACCCUGCUGCGGUUAUAGGCAAUAUGUUUUUGAAAAAAACAAUGACGAUAUCGUGUCGGAUCUGGUCGACUUCAUGAUGACGCAACCGAAGAAUAGUGUGUGGGUGGCGCAUAACGGUGGACGGUUUGAUAGUAUUUUUUUAAUGCGUGAAUUGUUAGUCCAUCGUAAACUCGUACCCACCGUGGUAAUGAACGGGAGUAAGGUUAUGUCUUUAGAAAUGCAAGAACGUAAUUUGAAAGUAAUUGACAGCUAUCUAUUUCUUUCAAUGAGAUUGGCAAAAUUUCCCGAGGCUUUGGGGCUUGAAAACGUAACGAAAGGGUAUCACCCCUAUUUGUUUACAGAUUUGAAUUAUGUUGGCGACAUGGUCGGCUUAGAAUAUUUUGAACUUCCCACAGAGGGAAGUAAGGAGCGCGAAGCUUUUGAUAAGUGGUAUAGACAACAACAAAGCAAACCGUACGUGUUUCGUGAGGCUAUCUAUUAUUAUUGCCGUAUGGAUGUGGAUAUUUUAAGACAGGGUUGUAUCAUAUUCUCCAGACUUAUCUAUCGAAUUACGGGUGUAUUACCCUUUUAUGACCACACAUGUAAUACUGUGGCGGGUUUAGCUUUAAAAAUAUAUCGCAAAAAUUUUUUAAAAGAAGAACAAAUUGGACAGGUUCCCGCAUCUGGUUACAGCGGUGUAAAUAUUAACCAAAGCGCAAUUGCCUUAUGCUGGCUAAAAGAUAUUGAAACUAUGUUAGAUGAAAAUGAUCUAAAAUUGUGUAGUAAGCUUAGUGUCGGCGGUGAGCGUCGUAUAAUGAAUCAUUAUGUUGACGGGUAUUGUGAAGAGACCAAAACGAUUUAUCAGUUUCACGGUUGCUUUUAUCACGGUUGCGAACGUUGUUAUGAUGGUGAAUGUUACAACAGUGUUUUAUGCACAAAAUUUUACAUACUUUUGGGUAGUACGCAACGUUUAUCGCGAAUGUUUCGACAAGCAGGAUAUACAGUUGUUGAGAAAUGGGAAUGCGAUUACCGUAACGAUGUUGACAUGACCCACUAUCGUUUAAAACAAUUACGUCUAACAACGUUUUUUGAAUUCAUACAUUUGGAACCGCGUGAUGCGUUGUUUGGCGGUCGUACAUCUCCCGCCACAUUAUAUUAUGAUAUGAAGCAUACUGGUUUACCGGCCAUGUAUUUCGAUGUAUGCUCUCUUUACCCGUAUGUGCAGAAAAAAUUUCAAUAUCCAACACAACAUCCGGUCAUUGUUAAAGGUCGUGCAUGUCAAAAUAUCGACAUAAACCAAGUGUUUGGUUUAAUUAAGUGUAAAAUUUUACCACCCACCCACCUACUGUUUCCCGUGUUACCGUUUCGUUCGGAGAAAUUAACAUUUCCCUUGUGCCGCACAUGCGUACAGCGUCAACAAAGUGAGACAUGUCAACACAAUGAGGAGCAACGUGCAUUAUACGGUACAUGGACUAGUGUGGAAAUCCAAAAAACUUUACAAUUAGAUUACCGCAUUUUAAUUGUUUAUGAAAUUUAUCAUUAUCAAAAACGCGAAAAAAUAUUCGAUCAAUAUGUAAAUACGUUUAUAAAGCUUAAACAAGAAAGUAGCGGGGUGCCAAAAAAAUGUCUAGACCAAAACGGUUCGGUGGUGAAAGAAAAAUUACAGAAAUAUAUUGACGAUUAUAUGGAACAUGAGGGCGUUGUUUUGGACGCAAGUAAAAUGUCGUACAAUGUGGGUCAGAGAACGGUAAUGAAAGCUUUAUUGAAUUCUUUGUGGGGUAAAUUGGCCCAAAACGAAGAUGUUACGGUCGUAUCGUUCUUAGAAGACAUGGACGCUUUGUUAGAAUUAGUAAAUGAUCGUACGGUAGAAGUAACCUCUUUAGAUUUCAUAAGCGACAAUAUUGCACGAACAACACAUCGAAAAACGGCAAGCCUAACACCGUUACCUAAUCGUAAUGUGAUUAUUGCAUCAUUUGUCACAGCGUAUGCACGUUUAGAAUUAUUAGAGUAUUUACUUAAAUUAGGCGAAAAUGUUUUGUACUAUGAUACAGAUUCUGUGAUUUUUAUAGAGGAUCGUGCAAACGGUAAAUUUCUUGAAACCGGCGAAUAUUUGGGUCAAAUGACCGAUGAAUUAAUUGAAAAAAAAACCAGCGCAAAAUGGAUUCAGCAAUUUUGUUCAGCUGGACCAAAAUCCUAUUCCUAUCGCACGAAUACCUAUACACGUUACAAUGACGACGGUAGCGAAAGCAAACAACAAGAUGAAAUUGUACAUGUUAAAGGCUUUUCGUUAAAAGGACCUGUCAAAAAAUUAUUAACAUUCGACAGUAUUCGGGAGUGUGUAGAAGAUCCUACCAAAGAAAUUGAAAUUACUUAUCGGGAAUUUAUGCGUGAAAAUACGCAGAGUAUUUCGGUACAACAAAAUACAAAAACAUUUAAAUUUACCUUCGAUAAGCGGGUUGUGCAUGAAAAUUGUACGACGACACCUUUUGGUUAUCGGUAA